AUUGAUAUAGGUCUAUGUCUAUGGUGUAAUAAAUGCAAUGAUUAUUAAAUCGUCUAAAUCUGUGUUCUGCGCCGCUAUUUACAAAAGAUUGGAAUAAAACGGACGUUGUUUCCAUAUUAAAAAUUGAGAUUGGAAUAUUGAAACUUUUAUUGGUGUUAUUAAAAGUACAAAAAAACAACAUAAACUUAACUGAAAAUACUUAGAUUUGUAAGAAUGUCCAGCAGCUGAAUUGAAAUUUUUGAAAUAUGGAGAAAAAAAUAAUCUCAACUGACGUUGGAGAACGAAUAAACGAUACAAAAAAGGAAAUAGCUCAAUUGAGUGAAGAAUUGGAGAGACUUAUAAAAUCUAAUGCAGGUUUGAGUAAUAUUAAUUUUGAGCGUGGUCAAUCGAAUGAAGAAGCAAUUAUAAUUAAAUCAUCACAAAUUAAGGAUGAUGGCACUUCUAACAAAGUAUUUCAUGAAAAUGUUGACGAAGCAAAUAAAAAACUUAGUGCUAUGGGUAAAACAGUAAUUCCUCCAGAAGUUUAUAGUGUUAAACUCAAAAAAAAGCCUGAACUGAUAUGCAAUAAAAAAUAUAUGACACAUGAUAAAGAAUCUACAAAAGAAUUUAUGCGGCAACAGAGAGAAAAGAGAGAGGAACAGAGAAAAAAGAUAGAUUCCAAAAAUAAGAUUGAUUUAGAAGUGAAGAAACAAAAACUAUUGGAAUUACAAAAAAAAUCGAUGGCUUUGGUCCAAAGAAAUAUUCAGCUUAAACGUGAACGUUCAAAGUCUAGAGAGAGAUGGGAACAGAUUAGAAUUGAUAAAAGUAGUGCACCUAGUAACUCUGGUAUUUCCCUUGCAAAGAAACCAUCAAGUGAUUAUUUAUCUUCUAAAAAGACUACUUCAGAUGUUUUAUCAAAAAAACCUGUGAAAUUGCAGAACAGAUCAAUAGCAAAUAUAAAAAAAAAAAAUUCAUUUACAAAUAAAAAUGACCAAUCAAGUGUAAAUAGUUCUCCAAAACUCAAACCUUUAAUAAGCUUAUCUGAAAAUAAAGGAACUAAUGCAGAUGUCUUGAAAAAUACAAAUAAAUCUGAGGCUAAUUUCAAUCAAGCCGCAAAUAAAAUUCAAGCUUUCUAUAGGGGUUAUCGAAGCAGGAAACAACUAGAAGAAAGAAAACAAGAAUUGAAAUAUCAUUUGAAAGAACAUCCCAUAAAAGAGUCCAAAGAAACCCAAACAUCAACAGAAAAGCAAAUCAAAUUUCCAGCAUGGAUUCAACCUCCUACAAUAGACCCAUACCCUUGCAAUUUUAUCAAUACCAUAAAAAAAAAGUUACAGCUAGUUGUUAAUUCUCCAGUGAGAUCUAAAGACAUCGGAAUCCAAAGUUCUCUAUUGGAGUCAAGGUCCAACACUCAAAAAAACGAAAAAACAAAAAAACGAAGAUUAACUAAUGAAAAUUUGAAGGCAGAUAAAAAAGGUGAAUCUGAUUCCAAUCCUCAAAAGGUAACAAAUUUGGAUGCUGAUGCUCUCCAACAUUUCGCUCUAAUUAAUUUCAGGGAAAAAUAUUCACUAAACAACAAAGGGAAUUUUAGAAGUGAUAGUGAAUCUGAUACAUCAAAAAAUAUUCCAGAGAUUUCAACAGAAAGUGGUUUAGUUUCAGAUGAAAAACUCAUACUUGUUAGUGAGAGAAGUGAUAGGGUUCUUUCCAUUAAUACUGACAAAAUUAAAAAUUUCACACUGAGAAAACCAAUGGAUGAAGACUUCUCAGACAAACAAGGAAAUAUUUCUAAAAGAUCUUACACUUUCAACUUCUCUGGAGAACAUAUCACCAAACACGCAGAUAUUUCUUCAGAGAAGAUACAAACUGAAGUCUCAUGUUCAAAGAAUUAUAUACGAUCUCCAAGAGAUUCUAUUCUUUCUUUUAUUAUUAGUGAUGCUACAAAAAACCCUUCUGUUACCAGUCAAAGAAAUAAACAAAAAUCUGAAUGGACUUCAAAUGAAGAAAUAAAAACAGAAAAAUCCAACCAUUCUUAUUCUAGAGAAAAAGAAAAUUCUAGAAGAAGGUUAAUUUUCAACCAAAAAGAAUCCAUCACAUCAAGGAGAAGUACUUAUGAUGAUGAGAAGGAUUUUGAAACUAAUUUCAAAAAUUUAAAUUCAUACAAACAUAAUAUUAUAUUACCCUCCAAUCGAUCCUCAGAUUCACUUAAAACAAGUCCUGUCGAACGAUUUUCUGGAGACAAUCAGAAUUCUAGUCAUUUAUCUAGUCACAGUUCAAGACAUAGUAUAAAAAGGAAUAGUUCUUCAAAGAAAAUUGAGGAAUCUUUAGGAAAACAAGUAACUCAAUUAAAAUCGCCUAGUUUGGAAAGUCUAAGCAAAGCUAUCAAUGAAAAUACGAACAAAGAAAUUAAUAGCGACUCUUCUGAGGUUAUUUUCACAAGUUCUGGAAUCUCAACAAAUUCCACAAAUUCUACAAAAUUUUCUAAUCCCAACUUUUUGAAUAUUCCAUUAGAAGUAAAAAAUAAAAUUGACCAUCCAGAAGUGGAAAUUAAGUCUUUAUUGAAUACUUUAACUAGUGGCAAGGUUACUGAGAUCGUUUAUGACGGAGUUGAAAAAGAGCUUAAUAUUACUACAAAUAAUAAAAAUAAGGAGUUUGAAGCAACAGAAUUGGAAAAACAAAAAGAUUUCAGUGAGAACAUAGAGUUGAAAAAACUUGGAAAUACAACAAAAGCAAAUGAAGUUAAUUCUCAAGUGGUGAAAGAUUUUAAAAGUAGAAUUGUGCAAUCGAAGAUUGAUACUAAUGAGAUCCAUUUGAAAUUUGAAGCUGAAGUACAUUUAUUGAAUGAUUUCAAUGAAUCAUUAAAACAAUUUAUGGCUGUUGAGAAGGCUUUUGAAUCAUUGAAGAAUAAAAAUGAAUGUAGUUUUCGCAAUAGUUCGAAAACUUCCUCAGCACUCAUUCUUUCUGGUGAUAGUAAAAUUUCCUCAAAUCUCAGUAAACCCAUUGGUUCAACAAUUAAUACUUCAAGGGGAUCAGAAUUAGAUGAAUCAUAUAUAACAGAAAAUAGUUUAUUGAAGCCACAAUUAAAAUCAAACAAUAAUUUGGAAAUGUCAAGUAUGCUGAAGAGUAGUCUUGGAAAUGAAAGCUUUUCUUUAAGUGAAAAUAGUCCCAACAACCUUGCUGGAUUGUCUAUUAAAAUGUUUGAACAAUUCAUAAAAGAUGAAGAUAUUCGAAUAGAGAACUUAAGGACUAUAAUCAAAAUCAGGGAACAAGCUCUUCUUGAUAGAACUAAAGGGGAGUUAGCUUGGUUGGAAAUUCAACGAAAGCACUUGAAGGAAACCGGGAAUCUUCACAAAGCUUCACUUGUCAAAAAAAAACAGAGAGGUAUUUUGCUGAAGCAUCAACAAGAAAGGAGAGAAAUGCAAAGGCUGAAACAACUUCAAAAAAUGAAAUCGAAUGAACGAAAGACAAUUUUGAAUGAACAAAAGAACCUAAUUAAAGCUAAGUUAACAUCAGAAAAACUUAUAUCUGAACUGAAGAUUCAAACUCCAAGAAAACAAAGACCAAGUGGCCCUUUAAAAGUUUUGAAGGCUAGCGAAUCACAUUCUGAAGCAUCUUUAUCGAGAAAAGCAUCAGAUACAGAAGAAAUAUUCAGUAUUACAUCCAGAAGUCAAUCUAUCAAAUUAUCAGAAAUUGAUUCAGGUAGAGAAUUUGUCUUCAAACAGGACAAAAUGGACAUCAAAAAUAUUGGAGACUCUGAAGACAUAGAUCAUAUGGAACAAGCUCUUUUGGAGCGACAAGCUUCAUUGAUGAAGAGACGUAAAGCUGUGGAAGAUCUUUUGAAGAGACAUAAAAAGCUCUUAGAAGAAGAGGAAAAAAUAAAGGAGUUAGAAAUGCAAGCUAACGCCAUCAUUAUGCAGCUUCCAUCUAAAUCAAUUACCACUAGAAAACCCAGAAUUCAAAUUCAUUCGAAAAAAAUUAAUCAAAAUGUAAUAUCAUUCUCUGAAAAUAAACAGUCGGGAGACAUAUUAUCUUCACAGAAAAAAUCAAACGAAAAUGCCUCUCAGAGAAAAGAUAAAAAUCAAAUAUCAAUUAAUACAAAUUCAUCACAAAUAGAAAACAGUUUCAAUAACUUUUAUCAUAAUACUGAAGCAACCAUAAAUGAAAUGAAGAUAAAACAAAAUGAGAAAGAUGAAAUCGAAAGUACAAUCAGUAUUUUCAAAACAGAAUAUUUAGAAGAUUUUGAAUCAGAAAAACAUGUCUUUGACACAGAAUCUAAUGAGAAUAAUAUUUCUUCAAUUAGUGAAUUAAUUGAAGAUUUUACACAAAUUGAACAGGGUAUAUCAUUGUUCAGUAAACAGUUCAAUGAAACUGCAUUAGAUACCAGUGCUAGUUUAGAAAAAAUAGGAAACUCUUCUCAACUUUCUUUGUUAGACAAUCUUAAAAACACCAUGAAUAUCUUAUCAGCGUCCAAGGAGGAUUCAGUUGAUUCUCACAAAAAUUUAAAGACUGCAACCUUUAGCCAUAGCCAUACAGACAAUGAAGUUGAAGAAAAAGUUUUGGGUAUCCAUGAUUUUCAGCCUUCCAGUAAAUUCAGUGUAAGUUUCAGUCAACCAGAAAAAAAAAUAUUGGAAGAAAUUUCGCUCAUUAAAAAAAGCGGAGAAAUCGUUAUUACUGAAAAUAUUUUUUUGGAAUUAUCGAAAAAUAAUGAGAAAAGUAAAAAGAGUAAUAAUGGUAUUAUAGAAUCUGAAUCUCUGAAAAUUUCUGAUGAAAAAGAAUUAUUGGAAGUACUUUCACUUUCAGAAGUAAUACCAGAAAUUUAUGUAAAUACUCUUAAGCAACAUAACGUUUCUACAGACCAAAUUCAGUUUUCGGAAAAAACUACUAUUUCAGAUAAAUCAAUUCAUUUCAAAUCAAAAAUUGAAGAUGAAGAAAAUAAUAGAGCCCAAAUGAUACCUUCACAAAGCAGUGAAGUUAUUUCAUUGGCAGAAAUUGAUACACCUGUUUUGAAACAGGAGAAUGAAAAAAAUAUUAACAAAAUAAUUUUUGGAAGCGAUAUCAGUGAAAUAGGUAAUUUGAUUGUUUCCGAAUAUGGAGAAAAAGAAUUUAAUAGUACUGACUCGAAGUCAUCAAACGAAAAAGAAAGUGUCUCUACAGAAAUUGUUGGCGAGUUUGAUGAGUAUAGCGAAGUUGAGAAGAACAGUGAGGAAUCUGAAGGAAUUACUUCAAUUGAAUCAGUACCACAAAUAAUUUUCGAAAAAAAUUCGUCUAAGGAUAUUAUUUCAUCUGAUAAUGAAUUAUCUCUAAUAGAAACGAGAAUAGAAGAUAAAAUGAGUAAGCCUCUUAUUGAUCCGAAAGUUUCUCCAAAAAAUAAAGUACCUUUGCACGAAGAUAUUAAAAAUGAAAUGGUAAAAUUCAAAACAACAGAAAACCUAUCACUAUCAUCCAAUGAUUAUAAUCAAGAUUUUCACUCAUUGGAUAAAGAAGAAACAUUCCAAGACAUAUCAUCAUUUGAAAAUAACUCUGGGAUAUAUGGUUCUGAAAUAAAAAAUGAUGAAACAUCAAAAGAUUACGAUAUACAUGAACUAAAUUUGAAUAAGGGAAAUUUUGAAUUGAAAUCUGAGGAAGAAAACUUUAGUGCAAAUCAAAAUCUUAACUUAUCUGUAGCUGAUGGGAAUUUGGGAAAUAAAUCCAAAAACACAUUAAUCGAUAAUGUAUUACAAGAAAGUAUUGAAAAUGGAAUUAAUAAAAACAGCCAUAGUAUUGAGAGUUCAUUGAUUGAGGUUAUUAAUAUACAAGAAGAAAUGGCUGAAGAAUCGCAAAUAGAGGAAAACCAAGAAGUCAUAGUGUCAGAUGAAUUUGAAAACAACUAUACAUCGAUAGAAGAGGAAAAAUCAAUCAGAGAUGAUAGUUCCUCCAAUAGUUAUACAGAUGAUUUUGAAGAUGAUAAAGAUGAAAAUUCAUUAAUUCAAGAACCUUCUCAUAAAUUAAUAUUAGAUUCAACCCUAAAAACAGAAGAAAAUAAAAAUGUUUCUGAAAUUGAUCAACAUGAUGUGCUCAUGGUCAAAAUAGAACUGACAAUGGACACAACUUCAACAGAAGCAAAAAUAGUUAUAGUGAAAGAUGAUUUGAAUAAGAUUUCUGAUCAUGACAAAAUACAAGAAAUUGACUCAUUUACUCAGGAGAAUGAUAGGUUGAAAUCACCUAUUCAACAGAGAGCUUCCCAAAUUUUAGAAAACAAAAUUGGUUCACAAAAAUGCCCAAUAGAUGGAAACACACGAGAUCGUGAUUACUAUGUCACUGCGUAUGAAGAUAUAACACCAGCUAAUUCCCCUGAAUCAGCAUCACCAGUCAAGUCCAAUCAAUUGGCUUCCCUUAGUACAUUCAAUAAUGAAGCUGAAGAAUUACUGAAAAAGCAACUGGCUAUAGAACUGGAAAUAAAACACUUGGAACAACAACAGAAAGAGCAAUUGCCUUUUGUGUAUAUAAGAGAAAUUCCUAACAAACCGCCACCACCUUAUACACCCCCUUCUACACAAAAUAAUAUUACAAUAUUACCAGGCACAGUUGAAGACUUGAAAGAAAUAUGUCGGUAUUCUGCCGAAGUUUUGUAUAACGCCUAUUUAUCAAAUAAGAUGCAUGCAGUGACAUUUUCAGAAACACAUUUGAAGACUAUCAACCAAACAAAGUGUACAAAAGAAUGUUGUUUGUUUAUUUUCGAUUUAUGUAGAGAAAUAGCCGAAAACCACUAUAAACGUUAUCAAUCUAAGACAUUGCCAUUUUGGUUGAAACUUCCAGAGGAAUCUUGUUUGAUUCUAGGCAAGCCUUUUACUUGUCAUCAGCUAGAAAAUCACAUACAUAUGAAAGUAAAAGAAAUGUUGGGUUUUGAGAAAAAGAGAAUUAAGGAAAAUUCAAUUGUGAGAUGGGCGAAGAAGAAAGAUCAUGUUGAUGAGAUUUUGGUAUUGGAGUCUCAAGCAGAAGAACAGGAAUGGCUCAACUAUGAUAAUGAUGAGUUAAUGGUUAAAAAUGAAGUUACUGAUGCUAUUUUUGAUAUUUUAUUGCGUGACACAGUUAAUAUUUUCAACAAUAUAUUUUCUUGAAUGAAAUAUAUUAUAAACUGUUCUGUUAUUGAGAAUUUGACCUUGGGACCUGUUGAAUAUUUUUAAUCAGUAUUAUGUGUUUUGUAAUUUUUAAUAAAAAUCAUAAAUUCAAA
Harmonia axyridis is the source of this 7183-nucleotide messenger RNA. Its product is annotated as centrosome-associated protein 350-like. Gene Ontology annotation, molecular function: microtubule binding. Gene Ontology annotation, biological process: microtubule anchoring. The transcript has 9 exons. The coding region runs from base 246 to 7070 and encodes 2274 amino acids. The record is from RefSeq and is a predicted model, not a curated record. NCBI's taxonomy places the organism in Eukaryota, Metazoa, Arthropoda, Insecta, Coleoptera, Coccinellidae. Gene Ontology annotation, cellular component: centrosome.